Messenger RNA from Oikopleura dioica, 594 nucleotides. The record is from the annotation of a GenBank genome assembly. NCBI's taxonomy places the organism in Eukaryota, Metazoa, Chordata, Appendicularia, Copelata, Oikopleuridae.
AUGAAAGUUUUUGGUAUCUUCGCGAUCUCGGCGAAAAUCGCACAGGCUUCACAACCUGAGAGACUGGACACGCUUCUAGAGAUGAUCAGACAUUACAGGCCAAAUUUUGACGAUACAAAAUACUUCUCGUAUGGUUGCCAUUGUCUCAUCAGAGGAGAUCAACUCGACCACCACGGAACUGGCCAGCCCGUCGAUGCCCUCGAUGCCGUCUGCCGAAAGUACAAAAACUGCCAGAAAUGCGUCCAACGUGAAUAUGGAAAAGACUGCACCGAGGCGGCGAAUUACAAGAUCCGAUACAGCUCCAGCGGGGCUAUCAGAGCUCGAGAUCGACUUGCAACUUGCGAGAGAGAAGUGUUCAACUGCGAUCAUCAAUUCGCUCUGGACAUUGCUGAGGAACUUGAUGUCUACCAACAAACUUUUCAUACUUUCAUGGGGCCAUUUGAUUACAAUGACCCCGCUAAUUGCUCGAAGAUUCAAUCGAGGACAAUUUUCAAAGCUGAAUGCUGCGGCGGAGUCAAAAGCGCCUUUACUUUAUUUAAUUCAUUUGGAAUUCAAAAAUGCUGCCCCGACGGCACCGUCCGCAACGAGUGCUGA